Thermochaetoides thermophila DSM 1495 is the source of this 8664-nucleotide messenger RNA. RefSeq names its product ubiquitin carboxyl-terminal hydrolase-like protein. Gene Ontology annotation, biological process: peptide catabolic process; protein deubiquitination. Gene Ontology annotation, molecular function: cysteine-type deubiquitinase activity; metalloendopeptidase activity; metal ion binding. Bases 1 to 8664 code for a protein of 2887 amino acids. Lineage: Eukaryota; Fungi; Ascomycota; Sordariomycetes; Sordariales; Chaetomiaceae. The transcript has 12 exons. The record is from RefSeq and is a predicted model, not a curated record. Gene Ontology annotation, cellular component: cytosol; mitochondrion.
AUGGACCGACCACCUGAAGAUGCGCAGUCCCAGGCGGAUGCGCCGAGUACUACGGGCAGUCUGACAUCGUCCCGGGUCACCCUCAUCACCGAGCAGUUAGAAACGCCGUCUCUCGAUGACCGCUCCUACCGGGUCAUCAUGCUCCCGAACCAGCUGGAGGCCCUGCUGGUUCAUGAUCCCAAGAUAGACAAGGCCAGCGCAGCUAUGGAUGUCAACGUGGGAAGCUACAGUGAUGAAGACGACAUGCCCGGAACGGCCCAUGCCCUCCUCUUCAUGGGCAACAAGAAGUAUCCGGCCGAGAAUGCCUACCAUCAGUAUAUUGCUGCACACUCUGGAGUGACCAACGCAUACACUGCGGCAACUUCCACAAACUACCAUUUUGAAGUCUCAGCUAAGCCCAGCAAUGGAGAGGAGCCAUCGGCCACCAACCCUUCGCCGCUGCUUGGUGCCCUGGACCGUUUCGCCCAGUUCUUCAUUGCGCCGUUGUUCCUGGAAAACACCCUCGACCGUGAACUCCGCGCCGUGGACUCUGAGAACAAGAAGAACCUGCAAAACGACCAGUGGCGCCUGCAUCAGCUCAAAAAAUCCCUCUCUAACCCUGAACACCCCUUUUGCCACUUCUCCACGGGCAACCUCGAAACCCUCAAGACCAUACCCGAGUCUCGCGGAAUCAAUGUCCGAGACAAGUUUAUCGAAUUUUAUGAAAAGCACUACUCGGCUAACCGGAUGAAGCUGUGUGUCUUGGGGAGAGAGUCGCUGGAUGUGCUCCAGGAGUGGGUCGUCGAGCACUUUUCGAAAGUACCAAACAAGAACCUGCCCCGUAACGUGUGGACAGAUGUCGUCCCGUACACCAAAGAGCAGCUUGGAAUGCAGAUCUUUGCGAAGCCCGUCAUGGAUGUUCGAGAAAUCAGUUUGGUAUUUCCGUUCAUGGAGCAGGAACAGUAUUGGGAAUUCCAACCCAGCCGCUACAUCAGCCAUCUUAUCGGCCAUGAAGGUCCUGGGAGCAUUAUGGCUUAUAUCAAGUCUAAGGGCUGGGCUAACGGUCUAUAUGCUGGUUCCUGGGCUGUUGGCCCUGGUACACCGGAUCUCUUUGAGGUCCAGAUUACGUUAACAGAAGAGGGGCUUAAAAACUACAAAGAGGUAGUCAAGGUUGUCUUCGAGUACAUUGCGCUCCUGCGUGAGACCGAACCCGAGGAGUGGAUCUUCGAAGAGCAGAAGCUGUUGUCGGAGGUCAACUUUAAGUUCAGGGAAAAGACUCAGUCCUAUCGCUUCACGAGCAAGCUCAGUUCAACUAUGCAAAAACCUUUGCCACGGAAGUUUUUGUUGAGCGCGUAUAGCGUGCUGCGUAAGUUCAACCCAGACCUGAUCAAGGAGGGACUCGACUACCUGCGACCUGACAACUUCUUCCUGAACAUCGUGUCCCGAACUUACCCGGGUACAUGGGAGAACAAGGAGAAGUGGUACGGCACAGAAUACACAUGCCAACCCAUUCCGUGUGAUUUCAUGGAGGAAAUCAAGAAGGCGGCCGCUAGCACUCCGGCCACUCGUACAGCCAAGAUCCAUCUCCCGCACAAGAACCAGUUCAUACCGAUGAAGCUUGAUGUCGAGAAGAAGGACAUCAAGGAGCCGGCGCUGGCGCCUCGCAUUAUCCGGAAUGAUCCGAUCGUUCGUACUUGGUUCAAGAAGGACGAUACCUUCUGGGUCCCGAAAGCAACCUUGAUCAUCAGCUGCAGGAGCCCGCUGGCUUCUGCAUCAGCAGCUAAUCACGUCAAGGUUCGUCUCUUCACUGACCUCGUGAAGGAUGCUCUGGAGGAGUACUCCUACGAUGCAGAGCUGGCUGGUUUGGAGUACACAGUCACUCUCGAUGCUCGUGGUCUCCUCAUCGAGUUGUCCGGCUACAAUGACAAGCUACCCCUGCUCCUGCAACAUGUCCUGGUCACAAUACGCGAUCUGGAGAUACGCGAUGAUCGCUUUGAGAUCAUCAAGGAGCGUUUGAGUAGGGGCUACCGUAACUGGGAGCUCGCUACGCCGUGGAACCAAAUCAGCGAUUACAUGUCUUGGCUGACGAUUGAUCGCGGGUAUCUUGUUGAGGAGCUUGGAGCCGAGCUGCCAUAUAUCACGGCCGAUUCUGUCCGCAUGUUCCAGAAGGAGCUGCUUGCCCAGAUGCACAUCGAGAUCCUAGCCCAUGGCAAUCUCUACAAGGAGGAUGCGCUCAGGCUGACGGACUUGGUCGAGUCCACAUUCAAGCCGCGAGAACUUCCCAAGCAGCAAUGGACGGUUCGUCGUGGAUUGAUCCUCCCGUCCGGCUCCAACUACAUUUGGAAGAAAAAACUCAAGGAUCCGGCGAACGUCAACCACUGUAUCCACUACUGCCUACACGUCGGCUACCGGGGGGAUUACACUGUUCGGGCGAAAGUUUUGCUCUUGGAUCAGAUUCUCCACGAGCCCUGCUUCAACCAACUGCGUACAAAAGAGCAGCUGGGCUAUGUUGUCUACUCAGGGGCAUGGGCCAGCCCGACCCAAUUUGGGUUCUAUAUCAUCAUUCAGAGCGAAAAGCCUGGUCCAUACUUGGAGACACGCAUUGAAGACUUCUUGCGCAAUGGUGGCAAGCUGCUCGAAGAGAUGAGCGAGGAGGAGUUUGAGAGCAAUAAGCGCAGCAUUAUUGACAAACGUCUCGAGAAACUCAAGUAUAUGGAGCAGGAGAGCAACCGUCACUGGACUCACAUUUACACAGAGUUUUACGCUUUCGAUAAUGCCCAGCAAGAUGCGGAGCAUAUCAAACUGCUUACUAAGGCCGAAAUGAUUGAGUUUUUCAAGUACUAUAUUGACCCGAGCUCGCCCACCCGGGCCAAGCUCGCCGUAUAUUUAGAAGCGCAGGCCAAGAGCGAUGUGUCAACACAACAGAUCACUGAACUGGUCAAGACGCUGGAUCUCGACUCGGCCGCGGCUGCCAGGGCAGCGACAGAUCUACAGGCCCGCUUGAGUGCGGCUGGCCCCAACGUGGAGAAGGAACUGGAAGGGCUACGAGAGUAUCUUGCCAAGGACUUGAAGGUUGCCGAAGACAAGAUUGAGGCGGCGUCCCAAGCAUGGCGUAAGCUUCAUGAGGAGCAUGGACUCGGUAAUGAAGCGGCCAACGCAGAACCGCCAUCAGCGAACGGGAUCAAGCCUAUCUUUAUCGAGGACGUUCGGUCGUUUAAGGCCAGUCUCCCGGCGAGUAACGGCCCUAAGCCAAUGAGGGAUUUGAGCCAGGGCACAGUGCGAAUGUUGGAGCCUCCUCUUGCAGCAUCACCGCAGUCUGCGUUAUGGUUCCUGAUAACUUCACGCAUAUCCUGGGCUGACGAAGAAAGCGCCACGGUCGCUGAUGCCCUGCAGGAACCGGCCGCUUCUUCCGUCUUCCUUCUUCCCUUGGCUGCCUUCGACUUCGUCGUCCGUUCUUCCGCCCGCGUCCGCGCCUGCGUCUGUCGCCGCAAAUCAGCAAACCCACCUCCUUCUUUGCCGCCGCCGCUGCAGCUCACAUUCACCACGUCUUCCCAAAAGAAACGGAGGAUUACGCGCCAGACGACAAGGGAGCACAAGCCUGAGGACUUGGUACUUCCCUCCACCGAACACGACGACGUCGAUCCAACCUUUUCGUUCUCGGCUGCUUCUACAUCGGGCCUGAGCACGCCCACAACCAGCUUCGUUGCUCGUGCUGCGUCGCUACCUCCUUCCGUCCUCCCUCCCCGCCUGCAGACGGCUCACGCUGCUUCGUUAGCCGACUCUGCUUCCUCAGCCGCCAGCUCGCCUUGUGCUGCCUCGGCCGACUUCUCCGUCGACUUCGACCGGAACCCAGAUCCUCUGCCCGAGUCUGGCGUGGCUUUACUGCCCCUUGAGUCCCAUAACUUCAGACGCGCGGGCAGCCAGUCUCCAAUCCAUCAAUCUGUUCGCCGGGCUCUGAUGGGUGGCGCCUCGGAUCUUCCUCAGCGCUCUUCUUCGCCGCUCAAGCGCAGGGCAUCCAGCAUGGAGCCGGAACACGACGUUAAGCUUGUCGACACCAGGGAUGAUGUGGACAUGAUCGUUGUGCCGGAAUCCCAGAGGGAGCAGUCGGUGGCCCCUCAAGACCCGAAGGAGCAGCGAAAUAACACACACCAGGAUGGUGCCAAGGCUUCUGGGGCCGACAAGGAGGAGGAACUUCCCUUACUGAAUGAUAUUCCUCCUCUAGACCAGCAGAUCAAGACCAUCGAGACGCUUGUUAAGGCGUUUGCUGAGACCCCGAUCAAGGAAGGGGAUCAGGCCUACCUUGUGUCGCGCAUGUGGCUGAGCAAGGCGCAGGCGUUUGGUUCUGAGGCCAAGCAUGCCACCCAAGAGUCGAUUGGGACACUAGGGCCUGUCGACAACUCGGAUAUUAUCCAGGCCAUCUUCACAGACUCAACCGGCCAACAGUGUGUUAAACUAAAACCAGGCUUGACCACAGAGCAUUUCGAGCUGUUCCCCAAGGACGCCUGGGAUCUGCUUGUGUCGUGGUACGGUCUGGCUCCUGGCCAGAUUCCCAUCGUCCGCUAUGCUCACAAUACGGCCCCCGAUUCGGUGAGCCUGCCGUCAAUUCAGUUUGAAUUCCACCCGCCGAUGUUUACGAUCCACCGACUGUGGUCCGCGGCAAGCCCGAUUCCAAUCAACAGCAGCAUCAAGUCCAAGAAUCCCCCUCCGCCGGUCGUGAUUCAGAGCACCUCAUACGGCUAUCACAAGUUCCUUAAGCUGAUCAAGGAGCUCACUGACAUCUCUAUGGAUCGUAAAAUCCGUGUCUGGAGAGUUUUGCAAACUAUCCCCGCCACCGAGCGCAACACCCCUGAGCCUUCAGGGAUGAAGACCCCUCCUGAAUCGCCUGGCCGGACUGUUGAGUUUCUUACACAGGCCCCGACCGCGCCUGGCUCGUGGCCAACGCUCCUUGUAGAUGUCGAGACUUUCCUGAAGCUUGAGAAGGGCGUUGACCGUGACCUGGUUGAUGCUGAUGACUCUACCACCAACCCCAAUUACAAUGGGAGCAAGAGCUUGUCGAUUGUGGGGCUUGCUGUGGACCAGACUUUGGUUCUUGAUGAACAGAUUAAAGAGCUCGGUCAAGUGUACGUGUCUACUUUUAGCCCUUCAAGGGACAUGCCACUCCCCGCGAAGGCAAAUUCCAGCAACAGCAGCAGCAGUCUCGCAGCCCAUCCCCGUGCCAAUACCAGUAGCCGCAGCAGCCCGGCACUUCCUGGGACGCAGGCUAGGGGUCGGCUGCCACAAAAGCCUGGACGCACUAUGGGUUGCGUUGGUCUGCAAAACUUGGGCAAUACCUGCUAUAUGAAUUCUGCCUUGCAAUGCUUGAGGAGCGUUGAGGAACUCACCAAGUAUUUCCUGACCCAUGAGGCUAAGAAAGAAAUCAACCCUGAUAACCCGCUGUCGCACAACGGCGAUGUCGCUAUGGCGUACAGCCGGUUGCUAGAUGAGAUUUACAAGGAUCCGACUCCUGCAUCAGUUGCUCCCCGACACUUCAAGAGCAUCAUUGGUCGCUAUGCCCCCGCCUUUUCGGGCUAUGGGCAGCAGGAUACCCAAGAGUUUCUCGGUUUUCUCCUUGAUGGUCUUCAGGAAGAUUUGAAUCGCAUCAAAAAGAAGCCAUACAUCGAGAAGCCCGAUUCGACUGAUGAUAUGAUCAACAAUCCUGCGGCCAUCAAAGAAAUGGCUGAUAAAGUCUGGGACAUCACAAAGAAGAGAGAUGACUCAGUCAUUGCAGAUCUCUUCACUGGCAUGUAUAAGUCCACUCUUGUCUGCCCUCAGUGCGACAAAGUCAGCAUCACGUUCGACCCUUUCAAUAACUUGACUCUGCCGCUGCCCAUCAGCAAUGUAUGGACCCACAAAGUCAAGUACUACCCGCUCAAUGAUGCCCCAGUUGAGAUCAACGUUGAUAUGGAUAAGAACAGCACCAUCAGGGCCCUCAAGCAGUUCAUUUCAGCACGUGUUGGUGUUCCAGUUGAGCGUCUCUUCGCAGGCGAGGAGUUCCAGUCCAAGUUUUUCAAGUUCUACGAGGAUAGGGGCAUCGUUGCGGAGGUUAUUCAAAAAUCUGAUAUAGCUGUGGUGCACGAGCUUGAGUGUGCACCCACAAAUGCACACCUCGUGAAGAACACGGAGAAUCGUCAGAAGUUCCGUGCCCGCUCGCCAUCCAACGAUGAAGAGUCUGCCAACUCUGCUGAUGACCCCUUGGCAGAGCGUUUGCUGGUUCCUGUCAUUCACCGCAUUACGCCUUCGGAGGCAUCGUCUAGGAAGCGUCUCGGCGGCCGCAAGGCCAGCGACUAUGUCCCACCCCCACAUUUUAUUGUGCUAAACCGUGAGGAGGCUCGAAAUCUUGACGUCAUUCGCAGGAAGAUCCUGGAGAAACUGGCUACAUUUACGACCCUUCCCGAAUUGGCUGGUUCAGAUGAUACAGAUACGUCUGAGACGACAGAUGCUGAGAUGGUUAACAACACGUCAGAUGCCGACUCUGCAGGCGACACAAAGAUUGUUGUCAAGUCAGUCGAGGGUGAAGAAGACAUGGUGGACGUCACGAUGAAGGAUGCUCCGACCGUGAUGGACAAGCCUGGUUCUACUCCUGCCUCUGCCGCAUCAGACGAUUAUCCCAUGUUGCUGAAACAAUUCAAAAAACAGCGGCCUAAGUGGCUUGAUCCACGGGAGUUCCUUGAGCCCAGGUUGCAGAAUCUCUUUGAUCUCACCUAUUUCACUGACGGGCCAAACACGAUCCCCACAGGGUGGGAGGUGAAUAAUGAUCAUGAUGAAUUUCCUACAUUGGCUUCUAGGUUACCCAAGCCGCCCGCUUCAGAUGUGGACAUGCGCAGUCCAGGCCCCGAUAGAUCGGAGGAGAGUGCCAGUGACGAAUCCCCGCAGGCGACAGCUGCUAUCACUCGCAUGGCUGACGAGUCCAGCGAUGAGGAUGAUGAGUUUCCACUUCCGAUAAAGCCGCACAAGACUUACGGCAAGAAGGGCAAGAAGCGUUCCGAGAAACAACAACGGUCUGCUCGGUUCUACCAGCACCAACAGUCUCCAGUAUCCCGAGUCGAACCUGAGGAGCUUCCCAGCGGUGCUUUGAUCGGUGUUGGCGAAGGCAUCAUGGUCGAGUGGACCGAGAGCUCGCUUGAAUGGGUUUUUGGUUCCGAAGAGAGCAGUCAGGGGGCAAGGACCUUUGUUAACCUACCUGUGCUGGAUGAUCCUACAUUGGAUGCCAAGCGGAAGGCUCGUACGGAGCGAAAGAGGCGGGGCAUUACCCUCGAUGAUUGCCUGGAUGAGUUUGAAAGCGAAGAGGUACUCUCUGAGAACGACUGCUGGUACUGCCCUCGCUGCAAGGAGCACGUGCGCGCCACUAAGAAGUUUGAUUUGUGGAAGACACCAGACAUCUUGGUGGUUCACUUGAAGCGGUUCAGCUCUCACGGUUGGCGACGUGAUAAACUCGACAUUCUGGUCGACUUCCCCAUUGAGGGGCUUGACCUGACCAGGCGUGUAAUUGAUCAGGAGCCUGGCAAGCAGUACAUCUAUGACCUCAUUGCUGUUGACAAUCACUACGGUGGUCUCGGUGGAGGCCAUUACACUGCCUAUGCCAAGAACUUCUUUGAUGGCCAGUGGUAUGAGUACAAUGAUGCGUCCGUGUCUAAGACACAUGACCUCUCUAGGAUGGUCUCACCUGCCGCCUAUCUGCUUUUCUAUCGCCGCCGGUCAGACAUUCCUCUUGGUGGGCCCAAGUUCCAAGAGAUUUGUGACAAGUACAAUAGCAUGCUCAUGUCUUCCAAUGCCGAUGAUGAUGGGUCGGAUUCGGGGGAAGGUCGGCGUCUCGGCCAAGGCUCCUCCCUUCGUGGAUCGCCGAGCGCCUCGACCGGAGCCGUUCCAACUCUCCCGCUAGGAAAUCGUGGUUUGGCUAGACUCGCAGUGGAUCCAGAGCUGCCUUCCUACCAGGCGAGCAUCUCUGCCGCGGCCGCUGACAUCGUCGAUGAUGACGACACCGACAUGGGUGCUCAGCUAUCCUGGAGCAACCAAGAGACACUGCACAACAGUAUCGAGGCUGAUGGCGAGGAUGAAGGUAUUGGUAUGGCUGACUUCGACGGCGCAACUGCCAUGGCUGGUAUGACCUCUGUCAUUGGUCCUACCUGGAACUUUGACAACAUUACCCCAGGCAAGCAUGGGUCCGACGUCAUGGGAGACGAUGAUGCCGAGAUCGCUAGCGACGUUGCCCAGGGCGAUGGCUCAUCCAUCAACAACGAUGAUGAUGACGAUGAUGAUGACAGCGAUGCCCUGAAUCAGGCAGAGUUUGGUGACAUCAUCCCCCCUGAACCUAGCACGAAGUACGUGGAGCCUACGGAACCAAUUACUCCAUUUCCUACCUAUCAAGAGCCGCCUCCCGCCUCAACAAACCAAGUGCCGGCACAGCUUAUGAGCAAUUUUGCUGUUCAGGCUUGGGCCGAGAGGAAUGCUGUUCAUGAAGUCCCGCCCGCGGCGGCAAGUGCAGACGAUGAUCGGGCCAGUGAUAAGGUCAUGGAGAUUCACGUCGCCAGUGAGGAGGAAAUGAACACUACGUCGACUGCUACCGCUCCUGCUGUCGUGGCACCUGCCCCUCCAUCUUCCCCUGCCCCUGUGGCAUCUGCUACAGAGGACAAGAAGACUGAUGCUUAG